AUGUAUACUUCAGCGAUUCUUGCCACUCUUCUUCCCCUCCUAGCGACCUCUGCACCAACGAACCACCUCCAAACCCGCCAAACAACCAGCAGCGAUGACAUCCUCAACGGCGACUGCGGGACCGUCAACUACAUUUUCGCCCGCGGCACGACCGAAGUCGGCAAUCUUGGAACUGUGAUCGGACCUGGAUUCGGCCGCGCCCUUGGUCAACGCAUGGGAGACGUCGCCGUUCAGGGCGUCGACUACCCUGCCAACGUCGCAGGCUUUCUAGCUGGCGGAAGCAACGAUGGUGCAGACACCAUGGCAGAGCUAGCAAGACAAUCAAUCUCCCAGUGCCCCGGCGUGCCGAUCGUGAUGAGCGGCUACAGCGCCCAAGUCGUCUCCAAAGCCAUGGACCAACUGACCGCCGACGAAGCCUCCAACGUCGGCGCCGUCGUACUCUUCGGCAACCCGAACGGCAACGAUCCCGUACCCAACACAAACGCGGCGGACGUCGAGGUGUUUUGCAACGUUGGGGAUUUGAUUUGUGCAGGGACGGCGACGAUCUUGCCGGCGCAUUUGACGUAUGGGAGUGAUGCGGAUGAGGCGGCGGAUUUCGUGGCGGGGCGGAUCCAGGUUUGA
Molecule: messenger RNA, 621 nt
Organism: Cyphellophora attinorum
Lineage: Eukaryota; Fungi; Ascomycota; Eurotiomycetes; Chaetothyriales; Cyphellophoraceae
Product: putative cutinase 3
Exons: 2
Coding region: 1-621 (206 amino acids)
Biological process (GO): carbohydrate catabolic process
Cellular component (GO): extracellular region
Molecular function (GO): cutinase activity
Source: RefSeq, a predicted model, not a curated record